GCUAUUUAAACCCAGAUGUUCAGAUGCCCACCCAGCCUGGUUCUCACCCUCAUUCUUCGACUGACCUUCAUUCUUCUGCACUCUUCCAGAAUGGGAGGACCUCUGGCAGUCAGCAUUUUAAUUUGUCUCCUGACUUCUAGUGUCGGUUAUCCACUAAUAAAGGGGAAGCCGGAUGAUAAACAUUUUAACCAUGUUAAAAACACAACUUCCAAAACACCAGAGCUGGCCCCUCAUUGCACAGCGGACGGGUUUGGAGCAAUAAUGUUGGAUGAUAAAGGAGUGAUGCAUUUCUUCAGAGAUGAAUAUGUUUGGACUGGAUUUCACGGACUUGCACAGCUUAUUAAUGAGACUUGGGUUGGUCUGGAUGGACCUGUGGAUGCUGCAUUCAGAGUACACAGUAAGGAGCAACCAUUGGCUCAUCAAAGGAUGUACGUCUUUAAGGGCAGCCAGGUAUGGAGCUUCUUUGAAGGACGUUUAUUGGUCGGUUUCCCCCGUAACAUCAGCCUGGAGUUCCCUGGGGUACCAGACAACCUCGAUGCCGCGGUGGAGUGCCACUUAGGGGAGUGCAAGACAGAAAGUGUUAUAUUCUUCAAAGAUGAUACAGUGUAUAUAUACAGCCCUCGGGAAGUCCCUGCAGUAAAGAUACGGCACUGGACAGCUCUGGGCCCGUGUUCGGCUGCUGUCCGUUGGAUGGAGAAGUAUUUCUGUUUCAAAGGUGUAAAUUUUACCCGGUUUAACCCUGUGACUGGAGAGGUUUUGUCACCAAAGCUCUUGGACACCAGAGACUACUUUGUGAGAUGUGCUGGACGAGGUCAUGGAAGUAAACAGAAUUACUCACAUUCGUCUAUUAUAAACCGAUGCAGUGGGCAGUCCUUUGAGGCAUUCACAUCAGAUGACAAAGGCAGGACCUACGCAUUUCGAGGGGGCUGGUAUAUCCGUGUGGACAGCGUUAAAGAUGGCUGGCAUGCAUGGCCUCUCAACCACACAUGGAGGACACUACAUGGCCAGGUGGAUGCCGUCUUUAACUGGGAGAACAGGAUGUACUUUAUUCAGGGAUCCCAGGUCAUUACUUACGUAACUGAUCAAUUAUAUAUCCCCGUUCUGGGGUAUCCCAAGUCUGUGCAUGAAGAGCUGGGCGUGACCGGAAUAGACGCAGCCUUCACCUGUCCAUCAUCCAGUAAACUGUACGUUAUUAAAGGUAACACUUUGACCAUGGUGGACCUCGUGCAGAGCCCCCGAGUUGCCAGAGACAAUAAGACCAUUGCUAUAAGUCAGGUGGACAGUGCCAUGUGCAAUGAACAUGGGAUCUACCUUUUCCAGGGCCCUCACUAUUACUGGUACAAGGAUGUGGCAGAACUGGAAGCUGCUACAGAACUCCCCAAAGUUGGCAUCGUCACCACUCAGUUUUUUGACUGUUAGAAGCAGAUUGUGUAUGGAGAGGGACUUUCUAUGAUUGUUCCAGUAAUGAUGAGGAUGUGUCAUUCUGUCCUAAAAUUAUUUGCUAAUUUGUAUUAUAGUGAGAUAUGUUCUAAGGUUGUUGUGGUCAUUCUGGAUUUAUUUACGUUAUCGUUCACUUGCUCUCAUUUUGUAAUUCAUUAACACUGUAUCCUUCAAUCUUUACCGAAUUGAUCUACUAAUAAACAUGGAAUGGAAAUCCUGA
Molecule: messenger RNA, 1660 nt
Organism: Pelobates fuscus (common spadefoot toad)
Lineage: Eukaryota; Metazoa; Chordata; Amphibia; Anura; Pelobatidae
Gene: HPX
Product: hemopexin
Exons: 10
Coding region: 16-1419 (467 amino acids)
Source: RefSeq, a predicted model, not a curated record